UGAAUGACUGGCCACGCCCCUGCGCGCUAGGAAGGACGGAAGCAGACCGUCAACGUGAGAGAGCGAGAGAGAACGAGUGAUUUGAAGCUUGACCGCCUGGAAGAACCGUUAGCUGGGACAUUUUUCCUCCUUUAUUCCACUUAAAAUGGCAUAUCACAGUCCGUACAGAGCUCCACCGCAUAUCAACACCCCUCCGGACCAGGGUUUUCUUUGGAAUAUCUUCCAGCGGGUCGACAAGGACCGCAGUGGUGUCAUAUCAGACUCGGAGCUCCAGCAAGCCUUAUCCAAUGGCACAUGGACGCCCUUCAACCCUGUGACUGUGCGCUCCAUCAUAUCUAUGUUCGACAGGGAGAAUAAGAGCGGUGUCAACUUCAACGAGUUUGCCGGCGUGUGGAAGUAUAUCACCGAUUGGCAAAACAUCUUCAGGACCUACGACCGCGACAACUCGGGCUUCAUCGAUAAGAACGAGUUGAAACAGGCCCUGACUGGAUUCGGUGAGCAUCAAAGCUAUCGUCUCUCUGAUCAGUUCUACGGUACGCUCAUCGACAAGUUUGAUCGACAGAGAAAGGGACAAGUGGCCUUUGAUGACUUCAUCCAAUGCUGUAUUGUCCUACAGAGGUUAACUGAUGUUUUCCGGAGGUACGACACGGACCAGGAUGGCUGGAUCCAGGUUUCCUAUGAACAGUAUCUAUCUAUGGUCUUUAAUAUAGUAUAAUUAUUAUACAACACAAGCAGCACAGAGGAGCACAACUGGACACAACUGUGCCAAAGAUGGCGGCACUUCCUGGACGUCUGCCAUGGUUGACACUACAAGAUUUUUUUUUUACUUCACUAAACUUUAAUAUAAAAAAGAAAAUAUGUAAGAGUCUGCACGUGCUAUUUUUGUUGAUGUAUUUAAAAAAAAAAAGAAGAAAUCUUGUAGUGUUUUAUUCGAUGACCAAUCUCAUGUAUGUCUGUAUGGAAGACUCCAGUUUAGGGAUAAUUAUUAUUGACACUGUGUCUUAUUGUCUGUUGUCAUUUUAACGUCUUAACAUUUAUUAAUAAUACAGUUAAAGAAAAAUGCAUAUAUAAUGCAUGCAUGCUUUUCAGGGAGUUUUAGCCCCUCAUGUUGUAGCAUGCUUUCUCUUCUGUUUGUCUAAAGCCAUGUUUACAAAUACUGUGAAAGCAGGCAGCCCUCUGCUUUAAAAAAACAAAACAAAACAUGCCAGCUUACAUGCCAUAUUUGUACAAACUUAUUUUUUAACAGCAAACAUACUAUUAGUAGAGGGUGGGCAUUUUAGUAUUGCUUAAUUUUUGGUGCAUGAUGCCUUAACAAGACGUGUAAAAAACACAAAAGAUGAAUCUUUUAUUAAAAACAAUAACA
Messenger RNA from Doryrhamphus excisus (bluestripe pipefish), 1363 nucleotides. RefSeq names its product programmed cell death 6 (gene pdcd6). The record is from RefSeq and is a predicted model, not a curated record. Gene Ontology annotation, molecular function: calcium ion binding. NCBI's taxonomy places the organism in Eukaryota, Metazoa, Chordata, Actinopteri, Syngnathiformes, Syngnathidae.